Molecule: messenger RNA, 1403 nt
Organism: Fundulus heteroclitus (mummichog)
Lineage: Eukaryota; Metazoa; Chordata; Actinopteri; Cyprinodontiformes; Fundulidae
Product: C-type mannose receptor 2-like
Exons: 6
Coding region: 44-1051 (335 amino acids)
Source: RefSeq, a predicted model, not a curated record
CUCUGCAGUCACCAUCUGAAGGAGCUGGAGGGAAAGAUCCAGGAUGGAGGUUUUUGAGUUCUUCACAGCUGUAACAGUGCUGUUUGCUGCUUCCUCUCCGGCUGAACGGCAGUUUUAUUUUGUUAACGAGCUGAAGAACUGGACUGAAGCUCAGACUUACUGCAGAGAACAACACACAGACCUGGUGACGAUACGCAGCCAGGAGAACUUGACGACCCUGAUUGACAUGGUUAAACCGGACGAUAUGGUCAACAUGAAGGACGGUUACGAAAAUCGGGCCUGGAUCGGACUGAUUAGUGACGCGAACAGCUGGGAGUGGUCGAUGUCUGAUCCAAAUUUCUUUCAGAACGCCGGCGACUUUGAGUACAGGAACUGGAGAUCAGGACAACCAGACAACUCCCAGAAGCCUGAAAACUGUGUAAGGAUGUAUGAUGAUGGACUGUGGGAUGACAAUUCCUGUGAACAGUACGAAAGAUUUGUGUGCGCUGACGUGAAUGGACAGAAUGUAACAUUCCUCCUCAGUGACAUCUUUAAGCCCUGGCCUGAAGCUCAGGCCUACUGCAGAAAGGAGCACUCAGACCUGGCCACUGCCAGAAACAUGGCGGAGAACGAGAUGAUAAAGCAGAAGAUGCUACCGGGUCAGUUCGCCUGGAUCGGUCUGCACAAAAGCUCCUGGACCUGGGUGGAUGGCAGUAAACCCUUGUUUACUUUGUGGAAGACAACAGUACCCAACGACGGAUAUGUCUGUGCUGUAGCAAACAUUAAAGAUCAUGGAAAAUGGGAUAACACUCCUUGUGACUGGAGCUUCCCGUUCUUUUGCUACGGUGAUAAACCAGAGAACAUCCAGGAGAACAUUCAGGUUCCAGUUUCAAGGCUAGCAGUGAAGCUGAAGCUGCAGAAUCCCUUGUCUCUGGAUCUGAAUGAUGUCGGUGUGCUGGAAGACCUGCUGGUGCGGUUUAAGCAGAAACUGAAGGAUGACAAACUGGAAGGAGACAUCAGACUGAGCUGGAGGGGACAAUCAGAUGGAACGGUCUUCCGUAAGGACGGCUGAGGAUGACCUUUCACCUGGAAGGAUUUCAUCUUUAGUAGAUUUUCCUCUAAUUUAUACUUUUGAUGGUUGUUUGCUCUUUUUGUGGUUUAUACAGACAUCCCAGUAAAGUCUACUUGUUUAAGUACUGAGCUCAGAUUUGAUUCGUUUCUCUCUGAAAUCAUUUAUCUUUGUGGGAUUCUGCUCAUUUAUCCUUGUUAUGGCCAAAGCCUGUACCGCCUCCCUCCUCUUGCUUUUUUCUGUAUUGCCAUUCUAUGUGGGAAGUUUCCUCCUAUUAUUACAUCCCCAGUUGCUGAUUGGCUGCCUCCUUCUACUGGUGGGAUCAACGCUACCUGUCUAAAGGUGAUUGGCUGCA